Molecule: messenger RNA, 780 nt
Organism: Dentiscutata erythropus
Lineage: Eukaryota; Fungi; Glomeromycota; Glomeromycetes; Diversisporales; Gigasporaceae
Source: the annotation of a GenBank genome assembly
AUGCCUCAGCAUUCUACUUAUUCCACUCAUGGUAGAAAGGAUGAUAAAGUAGCGCAUUCAAAUUCUUUCGAAUCUCGCAAUUCCACUCUUGGUUUUGAUCAUAUAUAUGUAAUUAAUCUUGCUAAGAGACCGGAUAGACUCAAAAUGAUGAAAGCUAUAACAGAUACUCUCGGCUUAAAGGUCGAAUUUUUCACUGCCAUUUCUACAGAUGAUCAUAAAACAUUGAAUAGAUUUAAUAAUGCCACUGAACUGUUUGAUACUCAUAAAGCUUGUUACAUCAGCCAUUAUCUGAUCUACGCAUCGAUCGUUUAUCAUGGUUACGAUAACGCCUUGAUAUUAGAAGACGAUAUAGAUAUUGAACUCAAUGUCUCAUCAAUAAUGACCUAUAUUCAUGGUGUUUUACCUAAUGAUUGGGAUCUUUUAUAUCUAGGACAUUGCAUGAACUGGGAGGGUUCAUCUUUUUUCGAACCUUUAGAUUAUACUUCUCCUAUAUUUAGACUAUAUCCUUCUAAACAACCAUAUUGUACACAUGCUUAUGCCGUUUCAUACGCUGGUGCCCUUAAGUUAUUAAAGGAACUUUCCGUUUUAAAUGUUCCGGUUGAUCUCGAAUUAAUCUGGAGGAUUGAAAAUGGAAUCGUUAAAUCAUACAGUAUUGCACCGCCCGUUGUCGUACAAUGGCGCUCUAAUGAUAAUCCCUCCGAUGUCUCUCCGGAUCAAGAACUAGAACAUCAAACUUUGUUAAACUCUACCUUACAUUCAAUUGGAUUCUUAUGGAAAUAA